This is a messenger RNA of Daktulosphaira vitifoliae (grape phylloxera), 1568 nucleotides long. RefSeq lists its product as uncharacterized. The transcript has 2 exons. The record is from RefSeq and is a predicted model, not a curated record. Lineage: Eukaryota; Metazoa; Arthropoda; Insecta; Hemiptera; Phylloxeridae. The coding region runs from base 264 to 974 and encodes 236 amino acids.
AUCGUGUUGUUAUAAUUAAAUUUUUCUUAAAAAAAUGUUUUUAAUUUUUAAUUUAAAUUUGUAUUAAUAUGAAUAAAGAAGGUAUUAUUGGAAUUGCUAUUUACAUUGCGCGUGAUAAAAUGAAAAAAACUGAAAUGAAUAAAAAGAGAAAAAAAAGGUACUGGAUGAAAGAAUAGUUCAAAAAAAGGAACACAUUUUCCCAUCAUAAUCUUCUAGAUGAACUUCGACUAUCUUCUCCUUCUGACUAUAGAAAUUAUCUCCGCAUGGACCACACGACAUUUUCGAAGUUAUUAAAGAUGAUCACACCAAUGAUAGAGAAACAGAAUACUUGCAUGAGAGAACCAAUUUCAUCGGCCCAGCGUUUAUCGUGGACGCUACGAUACCUGGCUACCGGCGUUAAUUUUAAAGAACUUAAGUUCAUUACCGCAAUCGCUCCACAAACAAUUGGAAAAAUUAUCAUUGAAACAUGUAAAGCCAUAACAACUGCACUAAAAGAUAAUAUAAAGAUACCUGCUUCAGAAAAAGAAUGGAAAAUUAUUUCUGAUGAAUUUGAAUCAAAAUGGAAUUUUAAUCAUUGUUUGGGAGCGAUUGAUGGCAAACAUAAUUUAGAGAUAAUAAAGCCUCAACAAUCUGGCUCGUAUUUUUUCAAUUACAAACAUACGUUCAGUAUUGUUUUGAUGGCCAUUGCAAAUGCUAACUACGAGUUCAUUAUGGUGGAUAUUGGUGCAAAUGGACGAGUUUCAGACGGAGGCGUAUUUUCAAAUACUUUGUUUUACAAAUAUUUUCAAGAAAAAAAAUUAAAGAUUCCGGAAUCGGAUUAUCUACCAGGAAUAAGUGACAAAUUGCCUUAUGUUUUUGUAGCUGAUGAUGUUUUUCCGCUUUCAAACAAUCUAAUGAAACCCUAUCCACAUAGAAAUUUAAGCAAAAAAAAAAACGUAUAUUCAAUUAUAGAUUGUCGAGAGCUCGAAGAAUAAUUGAAAAUACUUUUGGAAUUCUAGCAUCACGAUUUCGAAUACUUUUAAAAACAAUAAAUUUAAGUCCGGAAAAAACCACAGUAAUCGUUCGUGCCUGCUGUCAUCUUCACAACUUUUUACGUCAACAUAAAAUGGAAAUUUUUUUACAGGACAGUUUCGAUUUUGAAAAUAUUUUAACAGGAAAUGUGGAACCGGGAAGUUGGAGAAGUCAAGAUGAGCAAUUAGGUCAGCUACAGCCUUAUCAAGGUAGAAAUUCACCAGUAAUAGCCAAAGAGAUACGAGAUCAUUUUUGUAAUUAUUAUAAUAACGCUGGGGCAGUCCAUUGGCAAGACAAUUGAAUCGACAAUAAUACUUAAUUAUUUUUAUAUUAUUUUUUUCUUUCGUUUAUAAGUAUCAUUAUUUUUACCCAAGUUAUAUAUAAACUAAAUUUAAAAUAGUUAAAGAAUGAAAUACCGAUAAUAUUAUUACGUACUGUAUUUUCAUUUGUAAUAGUUAUCAUUUUUUGAAUAAACACUUCAAUAUUUAUUUUUUUGUAUUGUUUUUAUAUGACCAGCACAUGGGUAUGUGUAUUUUAAAAUAGAUACGCCACAAACA